Molecule: messenger RNA, 978 nt
Organism: Salvia hispanica
Lineage: Eukaryota; Viridiplantae; Streptophyta; Magnoliopsida; Lamiales; Lamiaceae
Source: RefSeq, a predicted model, not a curated record
UCAUCCCCAUUUCCAUUUCCAUCCUUCUAAAUGGAGAGUAAGCUACUUUCAACCACCUCCGCCGCCUCCCUCCGCCACCCUCGUUCCAAUGUUUCAAAGCAAACAUUUUCCCGCCUUCAAUUUCCCCCUUCAAGAUUUCUCAGUAAUGGCAUCCUCACAAAUCAACCCUCUUCCGCUACUGCGCUUCGGUGUAUGCCGAAAAGAAGGGUGGACAAGUCACAGAUGUACACUCUUGAAGGCAUUAGGGAGUCCUUGGUCUGGCAAGAAGAGCGCAUUAUAUUCUGUCUGGUUGAUAGAACUCAAUUUUGUUAUAAUGCGCCAACAUAUUAUCCUCAUGGUUUCACCAAGGAUGGUUUCCGUGGCUCUAUAGUCGAGUACGUGGUCAAAGAAACAGAAAAGAUUCAAGCAAAGGCUGGAAGAUACGCGAGCCCUUACGAGCGUCCCUUCUUCCCCGACAUCUUACCCAAGCCCCUCUUUGCCCCGUUGGAGUAUCCACAGGUUCUUCAUCCAGCAGCAGACGUGAUAAAUAUUAAUUUCCAAGUGUGGAAUAUGUACUUUAGGAAUCUCCUUCCAGGAUUGGUUAAAGAAGGCGAUGACGGUAAUUAUGGCUCAGCUGCAUUGUUGGAUGCUUUAUGCUUGCAGACUCUUUCCAAGAGGAUUCAUUAUGGUAAAUUUGUAGCUGAAGCAAAAUUUCAAGCCUCCCCUGACGUGUACAAAGCUGCAAUCAUAGAAAAAGAUGGAGGUCAACUGAUGGAUUUGCUGACGUACGAAACUGUGGAAGAUACCAUUACUAAGCGCGUGGAGCUAAGGACUCGGAAGCAUGGGCAAGAAGAAAUACUAUGUGAAUGUACAGGUGAAGUUAGCAUGGAACCUGUUUAUAAGAUAAACCCAAGCAUUGUGGGGGAGCUGUACCGCCAAUGGAUCAUGUCGUUAACUAAGCAAGUUCAGGUUGAGUAUCUGUUGAGAAGGCUUGAUUAG